AUUAGUCUUUUUCCAGAGCGCUCUCGGUGUUGUCUCCACCAUGCCUGAGCCAGCGAAGUCCGCGCCCGCCCCGAAGAAGGGCUCCAAGAAGGCGGUGACCAAGGCGCAGAAGAAGGACGGCAAGAAGCGCAAGCGCAGCCGCAAGGAGAGCUACUCGGUGUACGUGUACAAGGUGCUGAAGCAGGUGCACCCCGACACCGGCAUCUCGUCCAAGGCCAUGGGCAUCAUGAACUCGUUCGUCAACGACAUCUUCGAGCGCAUCGCGGGCGAGGCGUCGCGCCUGGCGCAUUACAACAAGCGCUCGACUAUCACGUCCAGGGAGAUCCAGACGGCCGUGCGCCUGCUGCUGCCCGGGGAGCUGGCCAAGCACGCCGUGUCCGAGGGCACCAAGGCCGUCACCAAGUACACCAGCUCCAAGUGAGUGCGCCUGCAGCUGACCGACCGCAACCCAAAGGCUCUUUUCAGAG
Ailuropoda melanoleuca (giant panda) is the source of this 467-nucleotide messenger RNA. RefSeq names its product histone H2B type 1-C/E/F/G/I. The record is from RefSeq and is a predicted model, not a curated record. The transcript has a single exon. Gene Ontology annotation, molecular function: DNA binding; structural constituent of chromatin; protein heterodimerization activity. The coding region runs from base 41 to 421 and encodes 126 amino acids. Gene Ontology annotation, cellular component: nucleosome. Lineage: Eukaryota; Metazoa; Chordata; Mammalia; Carnivora; Ursidae.